This is a messenger RNA of Neurospora tetrasperma FGSC 2508, 171 nucleotides long. RefSeq lists its product as uncharacterized. The annotation marks the transcript as partial. Lineage: Eukaryota; Fungi; Ascomycota; Sordariomycetes; Sordariales; Sordariaceae. The transcript has a single exon. The record is from RefSeq and is a predicted model, not a curated record.
GGUUAUAGCCCUUUUUAUGAGAUGUCCUCAAACGAGUUAGAGGUUGUAAGGAAGUAUAUUUUGGAGAACCUAUUAAAGGGAUUUAUUGAAGUUAUUUCGUCCCUUUGGGCGGCCUUUAUCCUAUUUAUAAAAAAGGUUAAUGGAAGCCUCUGCUUUUGUAUUGAUUAUUGA